Melitaea cinxia (Glanville fritillary) is the source of this 1917-nucleotide messenger RNA. RefSeq names its product intraflagellar transport protein 46 homolog (gene IFT46). The record is from RefSeq and is a predicted model, not a curated record. The coding region runs from base 1 to 1374 and encodes 457 amino acids. Gene Ontology annotation, cellular component: centrosome; motile cilium; intraciliary transport particle B. The transcript has 7 exons. Gene Ontology annotation, biological process: intraciliary transport; cilium assembly. Lineage: Eukaryota; Metazoa; Arthropoda; Insecta; Lepidoptera; Nymphalidae.
AUGUGUCAGCACACCACACGCGAGGCCGUGCCGAGCAGUGCCAGGAGUUUCAAAAAAUCCGGGACACCACAUUCUGUGUGCACUUACUUUUCCCUAGCGCCUUGCAAAGGUUUACGGCGUCUAGAAUCCGUCGUCAUGGCAACCACUGAUAAACAACACAAGCACUGUCAAACCCUUACGUGUAACGCAGAAGGGGAAAAUUCUGGAAUUGGAAGUUAUCAAGGAAUGUAUGACGAGACUGUGGAGGUGAAUGCUAGAGAGAUAGAAAGUCCGCCGAGUUCAGACGAGGAAGCAGUGAAGGCAGCCAUGGCGAAGUUUAACCCGCCCGUGCGACACACGGCGAGGCACGACUUCGAUUCGGAAAGCGAAAGCGAUUCCAGUCCGGAUAAUGAAAAGUUCGAAAAUCUCUCUAUAGAGGAAGACGAGGUAUAUAGUAAUGAUACAUCACCAGAAAGAAAACCAGAUCAAGAAACUGCCACUAAGCAGUUGUCUAAGAAAACCAAUGAAUUGUCUAGGCAGCCUAGCAAACGACGCGAUUCGUCAAAUUCAGAGUCUGACAGCGCGGAUGGGGGCGUAGAAAUAGCGGAUCCUGUAGCGAGUGGCGGCAGCGGGCGUCGGAGGGGAGUUGUGAUCCCUGCUGAGGGCGCGUACGAUCCGAAACAAUACCAGGACUUGAAGGUACCGCCGGAUUUGGAGAAUGUCUUCCAGUAUAUCAUGAAGUACACACCACAAAAGAUUGACAUAGAUUUCAAGCUACAGCCCUUCAUCCCAGAGUAUGUGCCAGCGGUAGGCGACACAGAUGCGUUCAUCAAGGUGACCACGCCGGCGACUGGUCUGCGCGGUGAACCGCUUGCAGAGAACGCGCUGGAGCAUAUCGACAACUUGGGUUUGACAGUUUUGGACGAACCGGCGGCCGAGCAGAGCGACUCGGCGCUUCUUCAUCUCCAACUGAGAGCUAUUUCUAAAACUUCGAGCGCUAAAUCCACCGUCCUGACGCGGAAGAUAGAGAGCGCGGAGAACAACCCGCGGGCGGUGGAGCGCUGGGUGCGGGACGUGAGCGAGCUGCACGCCGCCAAGCCGCCGCCCACGCUCGCGUACACGAGCAAAAUGCCCGACAUAGACAGCCUCAUGGAAGAAUGGCCAGACACCAUGGAGGAUACACUCAACGAGGUCGGGUUCCCCGCCGCGAACAUAGACUGCUCGCUAUCUCAAUAUAUAGAUUUAGUAUGUGCACUAUUUGACAUUCCUGUCCAUGGUGAUACUUUAAAUGACAGAAUACAAGCGUUGCACCUGUUGUUUAAUCUGUAUUCAGCUGUCAAAAAUUCACAGUUAUACGCUGAGAGGGAGAAGGAAAAAGGGGGAGUAGGGGGAUGAAACGCAUGCAAAUAUGUUGGAUUUAAUUAAUGCGUGUCAUUUAAUUGUUGUUUCUUAUUUGUUAAAGUGUCACUAUAUAAUUAAAUAAGAUUUGUAAUUUUUUAGACUACUUAAUGGCAACGGUAUUAUUUAUUAUAUACAUAUACAUACAUAGGUUCAGUUGUACAGUUGUAAUUGCUGUAUAUAUGAUAGUAAUGUAAAUUAAAUAAUUGAACGAUUGUUUUAGUUUAUACUUAAUUUUGUAAAUAAAACAUAAUUAUUACUUUGGCAAUUAUUUAUUUACAAAUUUUGUAACAAUGCUUCAGACAAAAAUAUACACUCGCCAUUCCUUUAGACGCUAUAUUGUAACAUAAUACAAAUUAUAAUACACUAUUUUGAAAUUGACGUCUCAUCGAGAACUACUUUUAAAGAUUUUCAUAACAUAAUUAAAUGGCGUGGCGAAACAAAUUGUCAUUAUGGUAUUAGCGUAAGAUCUGUUUAUAAUAUAAAUUAUUUGUUAGUGGUUGUAGUAAAAUGUCUAUAUUUUAUUUAUAUCUGUACUUU